AAACAUUUUGUUCCCAUCCAUUUCUCUCUCUUUCUCUCUUUUUACAUCCAAAAUUUCCCCCAAAAUUCCCUCUCAAAAAAAUUCAACAUCCAGAAUUAGGUUUUUCAAAAUCCCCAAUUUAACUGAAAAUCACCAUCUAUAAAUGACGUCAUCCACUGUUUCAAUCACCGCAAAUCCUUCCGGCGCAUCCCUCCGGCGACCUAUACACACCGGCGACAAAAACUCCGGUGACGGAAUCAUUCCGGCCAACGGCGGUAAAGAUCUUAGCGAUAAUUCAAUUCGUGCAGGUACAGAAACUGUGUUGGAAAAAUCUAAAGAAACUGUUCAAACUAAAAACCCUAAUUCGACAAACACUAAAUUGCGUAAACGAACCGUUGUUAAGAAGUCGAAUACGAAACCGGCUUGGAAAACUGCUGUUAGUGUAAUUUUAAAGAAUUUAGGGCUUUUGGUUAUAUUGUUGCUUUUGGCUCAAAUGAUUAGAAAGUUAGGGUUUGGUAGUGGAUAUAGUGGGAAUGUGUUAGUUGGGGAUGUUGGAUUGGAUUACGAGAGACGGAUAGCAGAAGUUGAGAAAUUUUUGAAAACGACGACUAAAAUGAUGCAAGUUCAGGUUGAGGUUGUAGAUAGGAAGAUUGAUAAUGAGAUUGCAGGGUUGAAAACGGAGGUAAGUAAGAGAAUUGACGAUGAUCGGGUUGAGUUUGGGAAGAAGGUUGGAAUGUUGGAUGGGCGGGUUGAGGAAAUGGAGAAAGUGUUUGGGUCGGGUAAGUGGUUAAGUAGAGACGAGUUUGAUAAGUUUGUAGAGGAUUUUAAGGGUGGUAGUGAUGUUGGGCAGACGAGACUUGAUGAGAUUCGUGCAUUUGCUAAGGAGAUCGUGGAGAGAGAAAUUGAGAAACAUGCUGCUGAUGGGCUUGGUAAGGUUGAUUAUGCGGUGGCGACUGGUGGUGCCAGUGUGUUGAAGCAUUCCGAAGCGUUUGUUUCUUCGAGUAGGGUUGGUAGUUGGUUUACUGGAAAUGUGAGAAGUGAUGCUGUGAAGAUGCUACAACCGAGUUUUGGUCAGCCUGGGGAGUGUUUUCCGUUGAAAGGAGAUAAUGGUUUUGUUGAGAUUAAGCUUAGGACUGCUAUUGUACCCGAGGCUAUAACCCUUGAGCAUGUUUCAAAGAGUGUGGCAUUUGAUAGAUCGAGUGCUCCCAAGGAAUGUAAAGUUUUGGGAUGGUUGCGCAGCGAGGAAGAUACACAGGAAGAGCAUUUACUGACUGAGUUCACGUACGACCUUGAAAAGAGUAGUGCCCAAACUUUUAACGUGUUGGAAGCAGGUGGCUCAAAUGCAGCCAUUAUCGAUUCAAUCAGGCUAGAGUUCCUGUCCAAUCAUGGUAGCCCUACGCAUACUUGCAUAUAUCGCGUUAGAGUUCAUGGUCAUGAACCUGUUGCUUUGUAAAAUAAAAUAGGGUUACCAACCUUCUAGCGAACAUCGUGCGUAGCAAACAUUUCUCUAUUUCUGUUUUUUAUUUAUUACUUUGUACUUUGCCAGUUGUUUGAGGUUUUAUGGUGUUUGUAAGUUGCAACUCUUUUGGUUGUUCA
Molecule: messenger RNA, 1575 nt
Organism: Erigeron canadensis
Lineage: Eukaryota; Viridiplantae; Streptophyta; Magnoliopsida; Asterales; Asteraceae
Product: SUN domain-containing protein 1-like
Exons: 2
Coding region: 143-1432 (429 amino acids)
Biological process (GO): nuclear envelope organization
Cellular component (GO): nuclear envelope
Molecular function (GO): protein-membrane adaptor activity
Source: RefSeq, a predicted model, not a curated record